GGUUUAAAUAGGUUUGUUAACAUCAUUGUUAACUGCAGUCUCUGUUGUCUGUCUGUUGCUGUCAGGUGUCCACACGUUACAGAGGAUGAGUGGCUGUGAAUGGGAUGAUGAGACUGGAGAGGUUAUAGGUUUUUUAAAGUAUGGUUAUGAUGGAGAAGACUUCAUACCAUUUGACCUGAAGACGCAGACAUGGAUUGCUUCCACACCUCAGGCUGUCAUCACCAAACAGAGAUGGGAGAAUAACAAAGCUGACAUGGAAAGCAAUAAGAUGUUCCUCACAGAGAUUUGUCCUGAGCAGCUGAAGAAGUAUGUGGAGUAUGGGAAGAGCUCACUACUGAGAAAAGUCUUUUCUCAUCUUUUGCUAUCCCUCCACCCUCUCUUGCUCACUCUACCUCCACUGUCCCACUGUUGAUCUGGACAUUUCAUCAGUGAAUCCUGAAGACUGGAGCAGGUACGACUGUGUGUUUCAGCUCUCUGGAGUGAAGGAGGACGUCGUCAAAA
This is a messenger RNA of Monopterus albus (swamp eel), 501 nucleotides long. RefSeq names its product major histocompatibility complex class I-related gene protein-like. Gene Ontology annotation, biological process: immune response. The record is from RefSeq and is a predicted model, not a curated record. NCBI's taxonomy places the organism in Eukaryota, Metazoa, Chordata, Actinopteri, Synbranchiformes, Synbranchidae. Gene Ontology annotation, cellular component: external side of plasma membrane.